Molecule: messenger RNA, 294 nt
Organism: Lasiodiplodia theobromae
Lineage: Eukaryota; Fungi; Ascomycota; Dothideomycetes; Botryosphaeriales; Botryosphaeriaceae
Exons: 2
Coding region: 1-294 (97 amino acids)
Source: RefSeq, a predicted model, not a curated record
AUGGCCGAGAACAAAUAUGGACAAGGCGUUUCGCACGCUUCCGCGCCCUCUAAGGUACCUGGAAAGGUACAAGAGAAGGCCCCUCAAAGUCUUGAGGAAAACCUUCCAGAUUCCAUCCACCCUACCGGCCCUGAGCCGGGCCAGUCCACCAACAAGUCGCACGCUAAGGGUGGUGGCGCUGCCUCGAUUGUCCCCCAGAAGCUUCAAGAGAAGCUCCCCGAGAGCGUUGAGCGUGCCGUUCCCAACGCGAUUCACGAUACCGGAGACACUGGUGGUCUGCACCGCAAGCAGUAG